UUUCAAACAUGGAGGUUAAAAUUCAUAUCGAAACUGAAUUUCCAGUGCCAUAUAAAACAACAGAUUUGAAAAUUAAUUUAGAAAACCUCGAAAGUAUUGGCGAUAUGAAGAAGAAGCUACAGCCUCUGCUCAGCGUUGCGGCGUGUGAUAUGUCUGUUUACCACAAGACACAGGUACUUUUAAGUCCAAAAUUAGAAAACAGAAAGAAAAUAUCGAAUUUGUAUGUGCGAGAAGGCGACACGUUUAUUGUUAAAUUUAUAAGCGUGUGCAAGUUACAUUUCUUGUCGAAAUUUCUUGAUGAUAUGAGAGCGUUUGUGAAGGAUGUUUGUGAGACUUUUUCAGAAGGGGAUAAGAUUAAGGAAUGUAUAGAUUGGAAUGAUGAUACAGCAUCGGCCAUUGAUAAUUGUUAUCGAACUGUGUUACGCAGUUUAGAGGAAUGUGCCCACAAUGAGUUUGUGCCGUGGAACUGCAGGUCGACGAUUGCGAACAGACACUAUUUUGCACAAGAAGGUGGUUUGGAGCUGUUGGCAAGAAUCUAUAAUUUUGCUUCAAAAAAGCGUUAUCCUUUAGGAGUUAGGUAUGUGGCUGGCUGUUUGUAGGAAUGUACUCCCCACCCCCUCCCCCAUUGCUAGUGAUGGGCGAUACCAAGAAUAUCGAUUCGAUUACGAUUACACUACUUUUCGGACCAACUAUCGAAGUAUCGAUUACUCAAACGAUUACUUAUUGCAUAAUUCUUCUAAUAUGUUGAUAAUUACCUACAAAGACUUUUAUAUGAUUAAGAACAAUUCAAUCACUUUGCUUUGUUUACAGAACUAGCUGUCUUCUCGAAAUAAUUCCACACCACACUUUGUAAAAAAGGCUGCAGAUCUGCUGUAGCUGCGUUUUCAGCCAUAUUGUUUCAAUGUUUUUUUCUUCUAUUUUUCCGCCAUUUUUGUCUUAUACCUAGCAAAUACAAAAUAAAAUGGAGAGAACAGACAAAUACGCAGCUAAAACACUUGCAAAAUGUGCAGAUUUUUGUUUUAAAUAUUGCCGAAAAGUAACCCUUAUGGUAAAUUCAGCGAGUAAUCAAAAAUAUUUCAAUACCACUCUGGUAUCGAUUACUCCCGGUAGUAGCCUGGUAUCUAGCGGUAUCGAUUACUCGGUAAUCGGUAGUCGCCCAUCACUACCCAUUGCAAUCUAGCUCAACAACAUUUUCCUUUUAAGUACUAGUUAAAACAUGAGCAGCCGAUCUUUAUCUGAUAUACAAGCUCAAUCCGAAGGCAAGAGUUUGUAUAUCAGAUAAAGAUUGGAUGCAAAUAUAAUAAUAAUUAACGAUUAUUCGGCGAAGGCAAGGUGAUUAUUUGGCGAAUUAUGAGGUGAAUAAUUGUUUUAGUAUUUUUACACUAGUCUUUUGUGUUUUUUUUUUGGAUUUGAAUUUAUUUUAAUUUUGCUUAUUUCUUUAUCAACAAAACGGCUAGCUGCCAUUUUGAAAAUUUCGGUUUUGUUAUAUUUAGGGAAAGUACAUUUAUUACACCGAGGGAGGGGGAUGAAGAUGUCUUGAAAAAAGCUCAUAUUUUUACAGGGCCCCUGUUGAGGUUAUCGGUAAAUUUCGAUGCCCCCCCUCCAAGUUUUUAAAAUUUUCAAUGCCCCCCCCCCCUUUAGAAUUCGGAAUCGAAGGAGUACAAUCCGGAAUUCACUCUUAUCAUAGAUACAAUUUGCAGUUCCUCAAGAUGUCUGAUAUACUCAAGUGCUUCUCCUCAACAAAACUACCGAUCUGCUGCUUCUUUCAUCUCACUAGCGCCAGAUGAAAUGGCACCGUCUUUAAAACAUUUUAAAUUGGCUCUGGGGGUGGAAUUAUCAACAGGUUGUUGUUGUCCAUCAUUCAGCGUAUUCGGAGUCUUGUAGUGGCCGGGAUUUCCUGGAUCAGGGUAAUGUGCUGGAACCUUACAGUAUGUUGCCCCCACCCAACGUAUCUCCCGGCAUCUGUUGCAAAUGUCUUUGCAUGCCUGUCAAGAAUGCAUGCAAAAGUGCCAGUAUGCUUCAAUUUCUUUAAUUUCCAUCCCGUUUGUACGAAAUAUCCCAUAAACAUAGAACAUAUCAUUCUUGCAAAUUGUAUAUGCUUUUUUGCUUUUUGGCGCGUAAAUUACUUCACAAACCUGGCGCAAAAAGGUUUAAAAUAAGCUAUAGGUGAUUUCCUGUAUCCAUUUAGAAGAGCAGACUAAGGAUAUCUUAAAACUAAAAUCGGUUUCGAAUACAACCAUCAGGGACGUAGCAAAGCAUCUGACAUUUGGGGUGGGGGGGAUGUCAGAGGAUUAUACGUGUAAUAAUUAUAAUAAAGCUUUUUGUGAUUGAUUGGCACUCUCAUACUAAGUUUUGGGAGAAAAGGGGGUCUGGGUGUCCUCCCCCAGAAAAUUUUUACAUUUUUGAAGCUCUAGGACUGAAUUUCUGGCGUUUUCUAAAGCAAAUUUCGCAAACAAAUUGCAUGUAAAUUGACUGUAUUUUACAAAAAUGGUUAUCAUUUCACAAAAAUAAUUACUUUAUUACGCAAAUUUUACUUGAAACUGAUGUAAAAAUUUUAACUUUAAUUUGCUGGGGUCAAACCUUUGAAAAGUUUAGAGCCCCCCCUUCAGUAUAUCAAGAACUUUCAGAGCCCCCCCUUUAAUGCCAGAAAAUAUUUCGGAGCCCCCCCUUAACAUCUUCAUCCCCCCCCCCCCUCGGCAUAAUAAAUGUACUUUCCCUUACCUGUUGGUGAAUAUAACGGCUUAAGGUUACUCCAAUCAUAUGAUGAAAACAUUGAUGAAAACAUUGAUAUACGCUCUAAAUUUUGUGUCGGUGAGUGGUGAGCGUACCAGUCAUGUGGCAGAUUUGUGGCUAUGAACGGUCGCUUAUAAAAACAUUGCCUAUUUGUGUGUUCUGCUGGGGUCUGCACCGUAGGCUAAUUCUCGUGAGAAUCUUAAGUUUUCUUAUUUUGACAUAAUAGCUAUUUUUCAAUAAAUAUACUGAUAUUUCAAACUUAUUGAAUGAUCAAUAUUUUAAGUUUCACGCCAGUUGUACCAAAGGUUUAUGUAAGCGCUAUAGCACAUGAUAAGUUUCAGAUGGCAUGCAACAUGUACGCACUGCGUACCUAUUUUUUACAUUUUUGUCGAUUUAUAUCGAGGGGCUAGAGAUCUUUCCAUUUCCGCAAAUAUUUUUAAAAAUAUUAAAAUGCAACCGAGAUAUAACUGAAAAUGUUAUAGUCUAAUUUUUUUGCCGGGAAAGUUUUGAUUGUGAUUGACAGUUUGUGGAUAAGUGUGACCACAGGCGGUAUUCAACAUUGGGCAUUUUAGGUAUAGCUAUAUCAUUGUAAUAACAGGAUCGUACACAACACAGUGAAAUUUGCUUUCUAAGUAAAUGCAGGUUUAAAAAGUGAUCAAUCUUCAGGCCAAACGUAUAUGUGUGAGCGCUAUGCCUUGAAAAUCAAAUGCUUCCGUAGGUUUGCUUCGUUUGCCUUUGCGUUUCGCCGGUAUGUUCAAAAUAUUAGCAAGUUUUGCUGAGUUUCGCACGUGGCUUGACUGUCUGGAUUCUCGCAAGUGUUGCGAUAAACUGCAUGAUAAAAACUAUAUAUAACUAUGCGUGUGCUGCUUUUCAUCUUGUAAUUGAUGCCGAACUCUGAAAUGAAACCCAGCCAAAACACACUUUAAAAAGUCGAACCUGGCUUACAGUUUGCAGUGAUGACAGUGGGCGGAGAAACAUAACAGAGAACGGAAAAAUUCCACAAAAUCACUUUUUGUCUUUUACAGAGAAAACCGUGUUCGCGUUUUUCUUUUAAUGCUUUAGUUUUCAAAUUAUAGGCUUCUGUUCUAUCGUUAUUGCAAAUUUUUGAUGAGUCAACUUAUCUGCUUUAUAUCUCGGCAAAUAUAAUACCUGUAAAAAAAAACGCGAACACGGUUUUGUUCUUUGAUGAUCAUUUAACAUGGGAAAUGUGAUAUUUCGGAAGCUUCUGAGUUUAAUCGGAUGGUUCUAAAGCUUGUCGCGCCAAGUGCGUCAUAUUUUCAAAAGCAGCUUGUAGCAACCAUGGUUUUUAAAAAUGUAUAAUUUUUGUUAAAGUAGUAGCAGCAGCAACGAUUUAUCGUUGUGAAUGCCAAAUUUGAGGGGGGGACUUAAAAAAUUAGUGCGUGGCGAGCAUUUUCCUGAAAUGGACUUUUGUCCUGUGGAGUAAUCUUAAUACGUCAAAUUUGACCAAUCAACUUGUAGGAUUUGUUAUAUUGACUUGUGCAAAAAUACUAAUAUUUAAUAUUUCUAUUGCACGAUUUUAGUUCAUUUUACGUAACUAUGCGCCAGAGCUCUCCCCUUGAUAAGUAAAAUAAUUUGGUGUUCGACAGCGUAAGACAAUAAAGUAUGUAGGGCACAUUAGGCUGUAAUAUGCAACUUAAUGAUUGGGUUAAUCACCAAGAAACCCUCAAAUAUUUUUUUAUUUAUUACUAAUUUUUUUUAUUUUAGUGACAGGGACUUGCAAAUAGCAACGUAUUUUAAUCUAAAACAAAAUGAAUUGGAAGUGUUUUGUCUUCAGUGUCUGUGGAAUUUCUCUGAAAUUAAAGAAGAUCGACGGAUGGUUUUAAGAUCUAUUGGUCUAGAGCCAUUCAUUCACUCUCUUCUCAAAGUCUCGCCAGAUGCUGACGACGGCGUUGAGCAUGUUUACAUUAACCAAGCUUCUGUGGGAUGUUUAGCACAGUAAGAAGCCAAUUUCUUGAUCCCCCCCCCGAAAAAUCAUGUUUGGAGUGUCUGAGCAAUUUUCAAAAAUACUAAAUAUGCAAAAUUGUGCCAUAGAAUAGAGAGCCACCCUAUUGUUUGCAAUGAUUCGUCAUCAAAAUGCAUUUGCUAUGUUCCUAGCCAGUACGCUUAUGAGAGGCAUUUAUCCCCCUGAACAUCCACCAUUUUGAAUAUUUUCAGGGGGGUGAAUGCCUCUUGUGAGUGCACUGGACAAUGUUGCAGUGUUUAUGCCAAAAUCAUAGGCAAAACCAAGGAGCUAGUUGACCUAAAAGUAAGGUGUCCAUUCAGCAACUGUGCCUUUUAUACCAAAAUUAAGUAAAUCAACAUAAGUGGAAGAAUCACCAAAAUAAUUCUUUUUCAUUUUAGAUAUGUUGAGCUGCCAGACAUCCAACAAAUUUUAGCCGAGAACCAUGAAGUUUUAUCAAAACUUCUCUGGCUUACAUCCAAUGGUUCAGACUCUUAUCAGAAAGAGGUUGCAGCAAAUACAUUAUUUUGUUGCUCUAAUCAUCCCAAGGCUGCUAGAAAGAUCAUUGAAAAUCAAUGUUAUCGUUCGGUUCUUGAAAAGGCCCAAGGGUUGGAAUUGGCUCGCGAGGAUCUUUCUGCUUUGCCUUUCACAACUGCUGUUGCGUGAGUAUAUAAAUGCCUGUCUCAAGAUUCUGGGGAUCUCAUUCGUUUUAACUAAUUGUUUGAGUGAUUUGUAGCUCAGUUGGUUAGAGCACUGCACCGGAAUUGCAGGGCUGCAGGUUCGGCUGAUAGUUGCAUUUUUCGCCGGUUAUUUCUCGAAAUUACAAAGGAAAAUAUUUCAUCCUUAAUUACCGCAGAGAUGUCAAGGAAAAGGUUUCUUCCUUUUCUAACUUAAAUUUUACACAAUAAUAGUCUUUGUUAAAUAUUUGGAUAAAAUGACAAAAGUCACAAAACAUCCAAAACCUAACUCGAAAAGUUUUUUAAAAAUAUUGUCAUUUCCAAAUCAUGACUCGCUCAAAUAUUGGAGACUAAAAGGCAAUGCCAACAGUCAUAUGUCAAUUCAAUGCAGGCCUCGAAUUUCCCUGAAAUCAAUCGACGGCAAUGGCGUUAAAAAUUGCCGUAGAACGUAACAGCUGUCUACGGCAAUUUUGGCAGUUUCCACGGCAUUUUUCAAAUUACUGUAAUAAAACUUUAAUUUUAUUGUUACUUUGGAUUUUUGACAAGCUAGAAACAUGUCUACGUAUUUCUUUAGUGUGUUUUUUUUCGAAGAAAACUGAGACUAAAAUAGUGAUUUACGCACGAUUUGAUCAACAUCUGAAUUCAAGUAUCAAAGUAGAUUUAAUGCACAGUGGAUAGUAUAAAAAUUGCACUAUACGGCAAAAAAUUGCCGUCGUUGCCGCAAUGAUCAACGGCAUUUUGUUCUCCCUCUACGGCAAUUGCCGCGAUAAAAUUCGAGCCCUGAUUCAAUGUGUAAAUCAAUCAGAGCCACUAUCAUACUGUCUUGAUCAUUUUCCGAUUUGUCAGGAGGUAACUGAUGUCUCCGAAGAAAGUACAUGUGUAGACUACAUGACACUUUAGACUGCAGAAAAUUGCACAUUCAAGCAGUUAUCAAACUCAUGUAACAGAAGUGGUAAAGGACAUGUGUGAGUGUGACAAGUUUACCAUUAGUAACAUUUUUGCCCAGGGGUGCAGGGUGUUUAAUUUCUAAUUGAUAUUUGAAGUUGGGUAAAAUUUUUUUGACUUUUUAAUGGUUGGAUCAGCAGAAUUUUUACCAAGAAAAACAUUUUUCUUUGGUUCCACCCCCGCCACAAAUAAUGACAGGUCCCUCAACACAUUGGGAUCCGGUACAAUGACAAAAUAUGCGAGGGGUCCAAAUCCGCUAGCUAAAGCGGAUAUGGACUCCCCGGUGCAUAUUCGCUAGCGGAUUUGGACCGGGGGGUCCAUUUUGAGAGGUGUCCAAAUCUGCUUGGACAACGGUGUCGGAUGAUAAAUUAAUAGACCAUCCUUUUUAGAUACUUUUUCUGUUUAUUCUUGGCUAACAUCCAAACUUUGCCCGAAGAAAACCUGCUUCCUUACGACGAAAUACAGCAAAUCAACCAAGUCUUAGAAGCUUUCCUGCACGUAGUCACUCCUUCCAAAAUUGGCCGUUUUCAAGAAGAACAUAGUUAUGUGUGGAUAAGCUUAAUUCCUUUUCUCCAGUUAGCUUUGGCAGGACCGAGUAGGCCUUUUGGGACUGAGAAUGAGCGACUUCAGACUCGUCCCCAGGUCUCUGUGGAUCCACGCUCGGAAAUCGGAACCCAACCGGGUGAAAAAAGUUGCGAUGCGGAAAUUUCCAACAACCGUGAAAUUGGUCCGUAUAAUUUUUCCCCGGCGGAAAAAAUCGGUUUGUUCUGCCUUUGUCAUUUGGCAAAUACCCCGGAAAACAGAGAGCUGUUUAAAAAGGAAAAACUUGAAGAUUAUUUAAUUUGUGUUUGUUGGUUUGCACAACGCUGUCCCGAAGUCGCUGAUUUAACACCAAAACUUGAUGGAUUCGAGCGCUUAGAGCCACCACGCUUAGAAUCAAUAGCAAAAGCAUAUCUUUCAAAAUGUUUCGGUGAAAAAAUAAUGUAGGAAAAUUGGAAUGGGAACCUUUAUUUAUAGGCUAUUUAAUAGGAACUUUAUUUAUUGAGAAAUGCAGUAAAAAUCCGCACAAAAAAAACACCAUUUUUUAUGUCAGGGGCGGCAGUAGGCGGGGAUUGUGUGGGGGGACCCGUCGGCAAAACAUGAAUUGGAUAGGAAGGAACGAUAAGAAAAUAUUUGAGUAAAAGCUCUGAAAAGUGAAAAUUCUUUUUCAUCGAAAAAAAUGUUUUCUUUCUGCCCCCAUCGCCAAGAAUUUUCUAAAAUGUAUACCAAACAUUAAAUUAAGCCUUUUUUAAGCCUAUAUACUCGCCUAUUCCUGUAAAAGUUUUUUAAGAACCAUUCUCAUUUGUCAGCCUGAAGUGGUUCACUGGUUCUUGUAUGUUGGGAAGGGGCUACUUAAAAAAAUGGAUUAUUAUAGUAUAUAUUAAUGCAUGCAAUAUAAAUGACUAUAUACAAGUUUAAUGACAUCAAAUAUUAAAGAUAUUUCAGUGGCCAAUGCCAAUGGAGUUUGGGUAAUGGUCGAGGGUCGAGGUUCGGAAGUCGAGGUCGAGGGUCAAAAGUCGAGG
Messenger RNA from Paramuricea clavata, 7877 nucleotides. NCBI's taxonomy places the organism in Eukaryota, Metazoa, Cnidaria, Anthozoa, Malacalcyonacea, Plexauridae. The record is from the annotation of a GenBank genome assembly.